AUGACGAAGGAUAGAUCUAAAAGCGUUCCAAGAGGAAGGAAAUUGCUUUCCUACAUUAGAUCAAAUUUGCUGAGUUCAAGUGCGCUCAUCCGGGGACCUUUUGGUGACAGAAGAGUUGUAUACUGUGAUUUUACGGCAUCGGGAUUAAGCCUUAAAUUUUUUGAAGAAUUUAUAACAAAUGAAGUUCUUCCAGAAUAUGCAAAUGUUCACUCGUUUCUAGCAGGAAUGUCCUGCCAAACUACAAGCUUUAGGAAUGAUGCAAAAGCUAUUAUUAAAGACGCAGUUAAUGCAACAGACUCAGACGCUCUAAUAUUUGUUGGCAGUGGGACUACAGGUGCCAUACACAAACUGAUUCACAAUAUAAACUUGUCUGAGCCGCCGAUUGUAUUUGUAGGCCCUUUUGAGCAUCAUUCAAAUUUACUCCCUUGGAGACACCUUGCACAGAAAGUUAUUAGGCUUAAAACAAACACUGAUGGAGGAGUCUCCAUGACUUACCUGGAAGAGGCCCUUAAGGCUGAAAGCAAAACGGCAAAAAAACUUGGCUGUCGAAUGCUUGUGUGCCUUUCUGCAGCUUCAAAUGUUACUGGCAUAUUGGUGGAUACAAAUGCAGCAUCUUCACUUGUUCACCGCUAUGGUGGGAUUAUAUUUUGGGAUUAUGCUACAGCUGCGCCUUAUGUAGAAAUGAAUAUGAAUCCUGCCCCAAAAAAUGGUGCUGAAAAUGCAUAUAAAGACGCCAUUUUUUUUUCUGUACAUAAAUUUGUUGGUGGGCCUCAGACACCAGGUAUAUUAGUUGCAAAAAAGAAAUUAUUUGAGGCCGGCGAACAAUUUCCAUUCCAAAGUGGGGGCGGAACAGUUAAUUUUGUUCGCCGAGAACACACCUCUUAUUUUAAGGAAGUGGAAGUGAGGGAAGAAGGUGGCACACCAGCGAUUAUUGAAUCAAUCCGAGCCGGAAUGGUGAUACAGCUCAAGGAAGCUAUUGGUUCUAAACUGAUUCAGAAGAGAGAGGAAGAACUCGUUCGUUUGGCAUGGACUAAAUUUUCGCAGUGUCCAAACCUCGUAAUACUUGGAGGCAGUAAGGCAAAGAGAAUUGCAAUUUUUUCAUUUCUUGUACGGCACACAAGAGAAGGUCUCGUGAAAGUUAACAGCUCAAAGCAGAGAAUGCACGGUCCAUCAGGCGAAGAAAUUAAGGACGACAACUGCCUUUUCAUUCAUCACGACUUUAUUUGCUCCUUGCUAAAUGAUCUAUUUGGAAUACAAUCACGUUCAGGAUGUGCUUGUGCCGGCCCUUAUGCGCUUGAUCUUUUGGGCAUAAAUGAGGAACUUGCAAUAAGUUACGAAGAUACACUUAUUUCAAAUCCGGGUUUUACGAGAAUUAAUCUACCAUUCUUCUACCCAGAUGAAGAAAUUGAUUUUAUUAUUGAGUCUAUUAUAUUCGUUGCUAAAUACUCCUGGACGUUUCUGCCAUUCUACGAGCUCAAUCAGAAGACUGGCCAGUGGCGCUACUGUAACGACAAGAGGAGUGACAUGGGAAAACAUCUCUCGAAUAUUACCUAUGAUCACGGUGUGAUGCGAUGGAAGAAACCCGCUCAAAAAUCUGCUGGACCGGUUCCGCUGACACUUAGGGAAUGUCUUUCAAUGGCUGCAUCAUUGCAGCAGUCAUUGGAAUCAGUUCUACGUCAGUCCACAUGUAGUGUGACCAAUGAGAAGAUAGAUCGCUAUUGGAUGCGAUCGAAGGCAAACUAUCUCCGGUGGUUCCUUCUGGCUAGUGAGGCAGCUGCUGAUGCGAGAGGGCUUCCACGGCCCGUCCCACAGUACCCCAACACGGGUAGUCCUUGGCAUCCAGGUUGCAUCGAGCGCUGCUUCUGUCCGGAUCUGGCCAAACGUGAUAACGAGUCACUCUCGCGUUUGUGCAAGUACACGAGCGCCAAAGUGGCUAGCGCUGUGACGAACGAAAAGUGUGUCUAUCCCAACAAUGCACACAAGGGCAACCACUUCGUGAACUCGUCCAGCUCCUCAGACAGCAGCAUGGAGUCGCAAUCAGGUACAGAUGUGAUUUGCGUCCGUCGGGAUGGGAAACAGAAACGAGGCUCUCCAAACCGCAAUAGUAGGGCCAGGGGACGUGCAUCGCGCAUCGGACGAUUGGGAGCUUGUGAGAGGUAUCCCAUCACCUUUCAGUUACCUCGGGGUCUUAUUAGACCCCACCGUACGCAGUCGUCUUCACCAGCCAGGUAUGUGCAUGGCGAGACCGGCUGGUACUCACCGCCCCCUCAACUUCUGAGAUCAACAAUUCAGGCGCUUCGUCUCUUCUCCAUGAUCCAUCCUGGCGACAGGAUUCUCGUACACCUUUCUGGUGGUAAAUCUUCUAUGGCGCUUUUGCACUGCUUGCAUGCCUACCAGGAAAUACUUCAACGAGAAAAUCCAGAUCCUGGAGGCAAAGGCGUCUUUGAUAUGGGAGCAGUCGUUGUUGCCCUAGCUUAUGAGAACUAUGAUUUACUCCCCUUGGUUAAUUAUCUCAAGGCACUAGGAGUGACACAUUACUAUGAAAAACAAGAUAUGAAUCACUACUGCUCACACUCACUGGAUCUCUGCUCGAGUUUAAAGCAGAAAGUUAUCUAUAACGUCGCCAGGAGAUACGGAUACACCGUUCUUGCUCUCGCUCAAAACCUCGAUGAAAUGGCAGCUAGCUUUCUGUCGUCUGUGUUUAACAAUGGAAGCAUUCAAACAAUGGAGGCAAAUGUUGAACUAAAAGAUCUCAAUCUACGCUUAAUACGUCCGCUCGCAUUUUGCCGAGAGAAGACUAUAGCAGAAUUUGUCAAAACCGCUGGACUACCAGUGAUGAAGACGGCUUGUCCUAUAUGUGAGCAGUCGAGGGUGGAGCAGGUGCGACUGAAGGAGAUUCUCGCUGCAGAGGAGAACAACAAUCCGCACCUCUUCAGCAGCAUCAUCAGUGCCAUCUCACCACUGCUACACUUGUCCUCACAAUCCGACAUUGUGCUUGAGUCUGACACUACCUCGCAGACAAAGGUCAUCACCUGGACCAAGCCUGAGAAUUGA
Messenger RNA from Echinococcus granulosus, 3054 nucleotides. Its product is annotated as putative cysteine desulfurase. NCBI's taxonomy places the organism in Eukaryota, Metazoa, Platyhelminthes, Cestoda, Cyclophyllidea, Taeniidae. The coding region runs from base 1 to 3054 and encodes 1017 amino acids. The record is from RefSeq and is a predicted model, not a curated record. The transcript has 17 exons.